AUGACGUCAUGAUGUAAACAUUAUGAGGGUUAUUUCCCCUGAACAAAUAUGGCCGGUGUUUGACAAAACUUCCAACAAAUUGUUAUAUUUUAUUGAAAAAAAGUGUUGUCAUUGGAUAAAUAUCAUUCGAGACAAACUUUCAUAAAUCAUGGCUGAGGCAUCUAGUCAUCACAAGGUUCGCUUUGAGGCCGUGGCGGUUGAGUCCCACGAGUCUGACAUUGUUUUAAUGUAUGCUGACAGUCGCGUUGAUGUGCACCUGGGAUUCCUUCAGAUCAAUAGGCAUUAUGAGCUGAACUUUGCCAUCAAAGAUGACCUUGGAGAAGAUUUGAACUUUGACCCUUUGCAGAACCUUCAUGCUCGAAUAAUGUCCUAUGAACCAAGUGAAGAUGGAGAAGGCCAUAAUCUGGUGGUAGAAUUUCAUGCUCACAGAGAGAAACUUAUACAGGAGCGUAUCUCUGUCCGUGGUCAGGCUCACCCAGACAAACACCUGGACAUUGUUCUACAUGCUCGGGUGUUAGGGAAAGGUAAGGGUACGCCGGCACUGAAAAACGGUAUCAAGUGUCAGCAAGUUGAUGAGGACAAUGACUCUGAUGUCACUGAUUGGCAGGGAUUUGAUUGAAAAACUUUCAGUAGGGCAUCGACAAUUUUUUUCAAAACAUUAAUAGGAGGUGUGCAAGGCAUCAAAUGGUAUAGAGCCAUUGCAAAUUCAGUGCAGCUCUAGCGGUCGAUGCUAAACAAGUGUCCACUCUGCGGAACCAAGAUCUGAGGCAAACAAAUGACAGCUGUAAUACAAAAAACAGCUGCAAAAUAUCUUAAGAUGAUUUCAUUAUCACAAAUUUUGAAGCGCUGUUUCAAAUGUGUUGUCUUUAAUAAAAAAAACUAGUGACUUUAUUAAGUAUAUUGCAGACAUAUAUAUUCUCAGAUAAUGUGAAGUAUUAUUUUUAUUUCCACUCAUUUUUUAAAACAAUUUUAAUAAACUACUCAUGAUAAUUUCACUUAGCAAGGACGAAUCAUUGUUUGAUUAUGCAAUUGUUAUCUUGUUAUGCAAUUCACAUAAAAGAAGACUUAGGUAAAUGUGAUUACCUUGUUUUGUGGGUGGUUGUACUUUCAACUAGGAGCAGUAUUAAUACAAAAUUUUGUCUUGUUCUGAGAAAACUGGGCUUAAUUCAUGUGUGUAAAGCGCAGUCUGCACAGGCUAAUCAGGGAUGACACUUUCAGCUUUAAUGGUAUUUUUAGUUUCAAGGAAGUCCCUCCUUACCAAAAAUCAAGUUUAGGUGGAAAGUGUCGUCCCUGAUUAGCCUGUGCGGACUGCACAGGCUAAUCUGGGAUGACACUUUACGCACAUGAAUUAAGCCCAGUUUUCUCAGAACAAGACACAAUUAAUCAGUUUAUGCUGUGAAAUGUUUUUGUGAUUCUAUUGCACUAUUAAUCUUGUUGUAUUAUGCAGAUGAACUUAUCUGCUUAUGUCUCGUACAACAAUUCAAUGUGUAAGCUAUUUUAUGCUUUGAGGGAGCAGUUUCAAUGAUUAACCCUUUUGCUUGCUGGGAAAUUUGUCGUGUGCUAUAAUGUCGUCUGCUGAAUUUCUAAAAUUAGCAUUUUCUUCCAAUUUUUUCAAAGAAUGCUAUCAGAAUAUCAAACAGUUUGGAUCCUGAUGAGACGCUACGUUCUGUGGCGUCUCAUCUGGAUCCAAACUGUUUGCCAAGACCUUCAAAUUUCGGUUCCAGCACUGAAAGAGUUAAGCUGUGGGUUGAUAUAAUCUGAAACAGACAUUUUACCUUUCCGAUUUCUUUACAAUUUGGUUAUUAUAUUAAUGUUGCUGCAAACUGUCAAGUAGAAUCAGUCUUUUGUUGUAGUUUUUUAGCUAGGCUCUUCAAAGUCAGGUAAGCUUUACUUCUUGCAUGAGUGUGGAUGUCGGAGCUGGGUGAAAGUUUUUCAGUAAGCUAUUUUCUAAGGAAUGGCUAUAGAGAUUUUAUUCAAACUUGAUACAUGGAUUAGUCAUAAUUUCUGGAUAUCAAACUGAGUUAUUGUAGAAUUGUAAUAAAACUUCAUACAUGAAUACCUCAUAUACAGACAUUACAUUUAAUUGCAUAUGAGGUGAAUGGGGUUAAGUAAAAACAUAGAAAUAAAAUUCUGCUUGAUAACUCGACAAUAAAUUUAGCUAUUGUAAUGAAUUUAAAAUUUAAACAGAUAAAUCUAACCUUAAAAGCAUUGCUUAUGUUAUGCAAGGUCAAGGUCAAUAUUUCUUAAUAUACACAGUUAAUUAUGUUAUCUGAGUAAGAAACAAAUAUAGCUAUUGCAAUGCAUCCACAUACACAUUUACAUUCCAUCUAAACUUAAUUUGCAAUUGCAGAUGGGGUAAAGGUCCUUAUUACCAAACAUAGAAAAAUGGUUUCUGCUCAAUAACUAAAUAACACAUUGAGGCAUUGUUAUUUAACUACAUACAUACAUGGCUUAUACCCAUGUUCUUCAUAGUCAAGAUCACUGUUAGUAGAUAUUUAAAAAAGCUCCAGGAACUUUGACAAGAACAAGGAAAGUUGAGCGAUGUGUUCCCAACAGCUCUUGUUUUAUUGCUGCCUGCUAGACUAACGCAAGAAAUAUUUUGCAUAACAAUAUAUUGGAAAUAUCAUAGUGACGAUAAUUUGAAUCUAAACAAGAAUAGCUGGCAAACAGUAAACUUAAUCAUAAAAAUCAUGUUUUAGUGGAAUGUUUGUCAAAAGCAAAGCAAAUAAGCUUUUGACUUUAAUACCAUCUAUAAAAUGGUGUUCUUUAUGUAUUGCUCAAUGUUUUAUAUGAAUUUGUUAAGUACAGUGCCUUUAAGCUAUAUAACAAAAUUCAAUUUUGUCAAUUAUUUGUCAUGGAUUGUGAAAUUUGGUAUGCAAACAUUGUGUAAAAAAAGGUUUGAAUUUGGGAACAAAAUAGUGAAUACACUGUAUACCAGUCAAGAAAUGUUUGUUGACAGGGUAAUGAGCAUAUAAAAGAAUAGUUGAUGUAAAUGUAACUUAACUUUAUUGUAUAAUGUUCACCCAGUGUGUUUCUUGAAAGAUUUUGUGCCCAUUUAUGGGUAAAGGUUCAGUAGUACUUUGUAUUUUAUAAAAUGUUUACCAUGACUUUUAAUUGUUUUGAGCUUUCAUUAAACAAAUUUAACUUUUUCAUAAAUCAACAUUUCCCCAUAAUGUAAUCAUGCAUAUCCCAUAUUCAUUUCAAUUACAAUUUACAUCUAGAAGCCACUUUUGAUGGUCACAUUUCUUGCUGAGUGAAGUAUCUUGUAAACUUUGUAAUUACCGGUACAUGUACAUCGUACAUGUUUGGUGAAACAAUCAUAUAUAAAAUUCAUAAACGAGAAAAAAGACAUAGUCCACUGUGUAUAGACAACAAAGAAUGUGUGCAUUGUAAUAACAGAAGAAAAAGGCAUAGAGAAACAAUAAUAGGCGCAUAUAAUUAUUUUUUAUAACACAAUAAUAUAAAACAAUAAAUGGUGCAUAUAAUAAUAUUUUAUUACUUGCUGGUCCAAAUUUAAUAUAGUUUGAGUAAUUUGAGUAACAGUACGCUUAAAAUAGUAAUUUGAAAAAAGUACUACAAAAUACAGAAGUCAUCAAAUAUAAUUUGUGAGACAAUAGCAUUAUAGAAAUCCUAUUCACUGUCAAAGGACUCUAAAUUAUUUUUUUCAAGUGAUAUUUUUCUCAAGUUAUCAUAUUCAUACUUAGUGUAUUUCUUUGCUCCUGUUAUGCAUUGAAUGCAUUUAUUCAGUUUACACUUGUAUAAGUAUAGCUUAAUAAACAAAAUAACAUUAUUUUUGGCUUAAGCAGACUUAAUUGAAAACCAAGUAGAAAGAGGUUAAUGUUAAUGAAAGGGAAAGAUUGUCCUGGUAACAUUUCACAAUUGCUUUAGAUAUCUAACAUUCCCAGAAUAAAUGUUCUCUGUUUGUUUGCAAAACGAACAUAAUGGAUAAUCAGUAUUUUUCAUUGUACUCAGAAAACUAUUUGUUGCCAGUAUCGUGUGAAUUAAUCUCUGUUGGAACUACUGAACCUUUACAUCAUUGGUUAUUAAAAAAGGUAGCUUAAAUAAGCAGUUCCAUUAUUUUUCCUCCAGAUAUGUUUUUUAUUUCUCCUUGUUAAUCUGUUAUAAUCUGGCAAAGAAUAUGUUUAGCCAUAUCAUUUAUGUUUUUAUAUUGAUCAAAUUAAAUCCAUUGUUAUUUGCUGUAAUAAACGUAUUUCUGAGUGUUUAAAUAAAUAUUUCCUCCAGAGAGGAAAUGUAUUAGAUGUUGUCUGUUAUAUGAUUGUUCAUUAAAUAUUUACUGUGAUUAUGAUGUUAUUUGGUUGUGGCAAGUCCGAAGCUGAUUUUAUUAGUCCCCUACCGGUUUCAUCGGAGGGGACUUAUGGUUUGUGCUCCGUCUGUCUGUCCGUCCGUUCGUCACACUUUUCUGGAUCCUGUGAUAACUUUAAAAGUUUUUAAUAUUUUUUCAUGAAACUUGGAACAUGGAUAGAUGGCAAUAUGGACAUUAUGCACGUCAUUUCAUUUUGUUACUACGUCUAAAAUUCUGGUUGCAAUGGCAACAAAUAGACUAGAAAUACUGCUGAAAUGGUGGUUUUCUGGAUCCUGCGAUAACUUUAAAAGUUCUUAAUAUUUUUUCAUGAAACUUAGAACAUGGAUAGAUGACAAUAUGGACAUUAUGCACGUCAUUUCAUUUUGUUCCUACGUCAAAAAAUCUGGUUGCUAUGGCAACAAAUAAAAAAAACUAUUCUGACAAAGGUGGAAUUUCUGACAAUGGUGGAGCCGGUAGGGGACUUUUAUUGCUUGGCAAUAGUCUUGUUUUGCAUAAUUUAUUUUUUACCUUACAAUAUGAUACUUUUUUAUUAUGUGUAGAAUAAACUUAUAUAGAGGAUAACUUAAUAUGUAGUUUAUUGCUUUACAAGCUACAACUCUAAAUGGGGAAAAUUAAUGUUUUUGGCUUUAUUUGGUGUGUGUUGAUAGUAAAAAACAUGUGUAUACAACCAGUUUAUUUCCUUUAGAAAGAUACAGACAAUGUUGGUCCGCACAGAUCUGGCAUGUUUCAUAUUGUAACAUGUGUCAAUACAUUACAAAGACAACUAGUGGCAAAUUUUGAUAUUUUCUCUCUGAGAGUAUGUUAUGACACAGUAUAAAUAAAAAUAAUGUAGGUACUAUUUUUAAUUGUAACAGUUUAUUAACAGUUUAUAUGGCUAUUCUUUAGCUUCAGUCAUUAACUAUUUAAAAAAACAAAAAAAACAAUAACAGAAUUUUUUUUAAUGGACAUCUAACCAACAACAAAAAACGCAGUUUUUCUUGUGUAUUUUCCUUCAUUGUGAUAGGUGGUGAUGUCUCUGAAGAAAAUCAACAUACCUACAAGGCAUCUCUGUUCAUACCAUGCAUCUGAUGUGAAUAUUCCGUUCCUACUGAGCGCUUUUGGACAUGAACUUAAUUACAUUUCUUAAAACAAAAUGUUAUUUUGUUUGUGUUUUUAUCCCCCGCCAGAGGCGGAGGGAUAUAGAAUUGAUGAUGUCUGUCCAUUACAAAACUUUUCAGGGCUGUAUCACAAGAACUACAUAAAAUAUCAACAUGAAACUUUAUGAGUGUAUAGAUAUCAAUCAGGGGAAGUGUCAUGCACAAGAACCAUAACCAUACACAUUUUUAAAUAAGAGAUAUUGCCCUUUGUUUUUGUGUAUGAUGUAACUUUUCAGGGCACUAUCUCAGAUACCAUACAAGACUUCAACAUGAAUUCUUGGAUGUAUUGAUAUAAAUGAGGAGAAGGGUCAUGCUGAAGAACAAUAACCCUUCACUUUUUAUGCCCUCCUUCAAAAGAGGGGGUAUAUUGUUUUCAAUGUCCGUCUGUCGGUCGGUCCAUUGGUAGGUCCGUCCAACAAAUGGUUUCCGAAUGAUAACUCAAGAACGCUUAGGCCUGGGAUCAGGAAAGUUUAUAGGUACAUUGGUCAUGACUGGCAGAUGACUCCUAUUGACUUUCAAGACUCUAUGUCAAAGUUCAAGGUCACAGUGACUCGAAGCAGUAAAAUGGUUUCCGGAUGAUAACUCUAGAACGCUUAAGCCUGGGAUCAGAAUAGUUCAUAGGGACAUUGGUCAUGACCGGCAGAUUACCCCAUUGAUUUUCAGGUCACUAGGUCAAAGUUCAAGGUCACAAUGACUCGAAGCAGUAAAAUGGUUUCGUGAUGAUAACUCAAGAACACUUAAGCCUGGGAUCAGGAAAGUUCAUAGGGAAAUAAGCCAUGACUUACAGAUGACCCCUAUUGAUUUUCAGGUAACUAGGUCAAAGUUAAAGGUCACAGUGACUCGAAGAAGUAAAAUGGUUUCGUGACGAUAACUCAAGAACGCUUAAGUCUGGGAUCAGGAAAGUUCAUUGGGACAUUGGCCAUGACUGACAGAUAACCUCAAUUGACUUUCAGGUUACUAGGUCAAAGUUCAAGGUCACAGUGACUCGAAGCAGUAAUAUUGUUUCCGGAUGAUAACUCAAGAACGCUUAAGCCUGGGAUCAGGAAAGUUCAAAGGGACAUUGGUCAUUUCAAACAGAUGACUCCUAUCGACUUUCAGGUCACUAGGUCAAAGUUCAAGGUCACAGUGACUCGAAACAGUAAAAUGAUUUCUUGAUUAUAACUCAAGAACGCUUAAGUCUGGGAUCAGGAAAGUUCAUAGAGACAUUGGUCAGGACUGACAAAUGACCCCUGUUGAUUUUCAGUACUCUAGGUCAAAUGUCAAGGUGACAGUGAUUUGAAAGAGUAAAAUGGUUUCCGGAUUAUAACUCACAAAUGCUUAGGGUUAGGAUCAGGAAAGUAAAUUGGGACAUUGGUCACGACUGACAGAUGAACCCAAUUGAUUUUCAGGACUCUAGGUCAAAGUUCAAGGUCACAGUCCCCUGAAGCAGUAAAAUGGUUUCCGGAUGAUAACUCAAGAACGCUUAGGGAUAUCAAUUCAACAAAUUAGCUUGUUUUCAAAUGCUGUCAAUAUUCAAUAGAACUGACGCUUUUUUAUACGCCCGUUGAAAACAGAACAAAUUAUAGUAACUGUUUCACCCUUUGCGUGGGCACGCGGUUGGCCACUGCAGUUUCCGCUCUCUUCAAAUAGUUUUUAUCCGAUCUUCACCGAACUUGUUCAGAAGUUGUAUCUAGACAAUAUCUAGGUCAAGUGUAAAUAUGGGUCAUGCCAGGUCAAAAAAUAGGUCAGGGGGUCACUUAGUGCAUUUCACGGAUUUAGCAUGGUGUCCGCUUUCUUUUUUAAGUAGUUUUCACCCGAUCUUCACCAAACUUGGUCAGAAGUUGUGUCUAGAUGAUAUCUAGGUGAAGUUCAAAUAUGGUUCAUGCAGGGUCAAAAACUAGGUCACAGGGUCACUGUGCAUUUCAAGGAUUAAGCAUGGCGUCCGCUCUCUAAAUGAAGUUUUCUAUCUGAUCUUUACCAAACUUUGUCAGAAGUUGUAUCUAGACAAUAUCUAGGCAAGUUCAAAUUUGGGUCAUGCCAGGAAAAACUAGGUCAUGGGGUCACUUAGUGCAUUUCAAGUGUUCAUGGUGUCCGCUCUCUUUUUAUGUCCCAAUCAACUAUAGUGGGGGACAUAUUGUUUUUGCCCUGUCUGUUGGUCUGUUUGCUCUAACUUUAACAUUUUGCCAUAACUUUUGCAAUAUUGAAGAUAGCAACUUCAUAUUUGGCAUGCAUGUGUAUCUCAUGGAGCUACACAUUUUGAGUGGUGAAAGGUCAAGGUCAUCCUUCAAGGUCAAAGGUCAAAUAUAUAGCUUCAAAGGGGCACAGAAGGGGACAAACACAUUUCUUGUUUAAGUAGUUUAACCCAAUCUUCACUAAACUUGGUCAGAAGUUGUGUCUAGAUGAUAUCUAGGUCAAGUUCGAAUAUGGGUCAUGCUGGGUCAAAAACUAGGUCAUGGGGUCACUUAGUGCAUUACAAGGAAUUAUCAUGGUGUCUGCUCUCUUAUUGAAGUAGAUUUCAUCCAAUCUUCACCAAAUUUGGUCUGAAGGUGUGUCUAGUUGAUAUGUAGGUAAAGUUCAAAUAUGGGUCAUGUUAUCAAGUUGAUCAAAACCUUCAAACUGGUGUAUCUUGUGACAGUUUGGCACUCUUGUUUGAAAAUACUAUCAAUUUUCUUCUACCAUGUGUUGAUUUCUUUUUAAUGCUUUUGAUUAUUUACUUUGUUUUAGAUAUUAGUGCUAAAUACUUUUUUUUUCUCUAUCACAUGUUAAUGUAGGUAAUGGCUUACAUUUUUAUACAUGUAUAAUUAUUUAGUUUUCAAUGUUAAUGUACAUGAUUGCUAUUGUAUGGUGUUGCAUAAUUUAUUUAAUAACUAGUUAAUAUUUUGUGUUCCUUUCUUUUUAGCUUACCUGUCACGAAGUGACAUGGUGAGCUUAUGUGAUCGUGUGAUGUCCGGCGUGCGUCCGGCAACAAUUUGGUUGUGUAGACAGUAGAGGUCACAGUUUUCAUCCAUCUUUAUGAAAUUUGGUCAGAAUGUUUAUCUUGAUAAAAUCUGGGUUGGGAUUGUAUUUGGGUCAUCUGGGGUCAAAAACUAGGUCACUAGGUCAAAUAAUAGAAAAACCUUGUGUAGACAGUAGAGGUCACAGUUUUCAUCCAAUCUUAAUUAAAUUUGGUCAGAAUGUUUAUCUUGAUGAAAUCUGGGUUGGGAUUGUAUUUGGGUCAUCUGGGGUCAAAAACUAGGUCACUCGGUCAAAUAAUAGAAAAACCUUGUGUAGACAAUAGAAGUCACAGUUUUCAUCCAAUCUUUAUGAAAUUUGGUCAGAAUGUUUAUCUUGAUGAAAUCUUAGUUGGGAUUAUAUUUGGGUCAUCUGAGGUCAAAAACUAGGUCACUAGGUCAAAUAAUAGAAAAACCUUGUGAAGACAAUAGAGGUCACAGUUUUCAUCCAAUCUUUAUGAAAUUUGGUCAGAAUGUUUAUCUUGAUGAAAUCUGGAUUGGGAUUGUAUUUGGGUCAUCUGAGGUCAGAAACUAGGUCACCAGGUCAAAGCAUAGAAAAACCUUGUGUAGACAAUAGAGGUAACAGUUUUCAUCAGAUUUUGAUCAAAUAUGGUCAGAAUGUUUGUCUUGUUAACAAUCUGGGUUUGGAUUGAAUUUGGGUCAUCUAGGGGCAAAAACAAGGUCACUAGGUCAAAGCGUUAAAAAAACUUGUGUAGACAGUAAAGGUUUCAGUUUUCAUCCAAUCUUAAUAAAAUUUGGCAAGAAUGUUAAUCUUGAUAAAAUCUGCAUUGUGAUUGUAUUUGGGUCAUCUGGGGUCAAAAACUAGGUCACUAGGUCAAAUCAUAGAAAAAACUUUUGUAGAUAAUAGAGAUCUCAGUUUCCAUCAGACCUUUAUGAAAUUUUGUCAGAAUGUGUACCUUAGAAAAACCUUGUGUAGACAAUAGAGGUCAUAGUUUUCAUCUGAUCUUAAUGAAAUAUAGUCAGAAUGUUUAUCUUGAUAAUAUCUGAUGUUGGAUCGUAUAUGGGUCAUCUGGGGUAAGAAAAUUUGGUCACCGGGCCAAUUCUAGUAAAACCUUGUGUAGAUGAAAGAGGUCAAAGUUUUCAUCACGUCUUAAUGAAAUUUUAUUUGGCCCAUUAGUACUUCAUGACAUAGCUUGCCAUAGUCUGAUAGAAUUUAAGUUGAUGUAGCAAGGUAAGUCAGGUGAGCGAUUCAGGGCCAUAAUGGUCCUCUUGUUUAUUUUAUUGUUAAACAAGAGCGCCGCAUGACGGAGCAAUAUACGCCCGAUUCGUGUGCCAUUGGAGAUGAUACACUGAUGAUUGAUGUAUUUGUUUUUGUUUUGAAUUAGAGUCCGGACAAAGUAAAAUGCACUAAUUGACCCUUUGACCUAGUUUUUGACCCAGCAUGACCCAUAUUCGGACUUGACCUAGAUAUCAACUAGAUGCAACUACUGACCAAGUUUGGUGAAGAUCGGAUGAAUACAAUUUGAAUUAGAGUCCGGACAAAGUGGCGCCGUUGAAAAUGCACUAAUUGACCCUAUGACCUAGUUUUUGACCCGGCAUGACCCAUAUUCGAACUUGGCCUAUAUAUCAACUAGAUGCAACUGCUGACCAAGUUUGGUGAAGAUCGGAUGAAUACAAUUUGAAAUAGAGUCCGGACAAAGUGGCCCCUUUGAAAAUGCACUUAUUGACCCUAUGACCUAGUUUUUGACCCGGCAUGACCCAUAUUCGAACUUGGCCUAGAUAUCAACUAGAUGCAACUGCUGACCAAGUUUGGUGAAGAUCGGAUGAAUACAAUUUGAAUUAGAGUCCGGACAAAGUGAUGCCUUCCGCCCGCCGCCCGCCGCCCGCCCGCCCGCCAAGGGGUUUCACAUAAUACGUCCCGUAUUUUAUACGGGCGUAUAAAAAACGUCCAUUUUUUUAUGAACAUACAUCAUUAUUUUUUACAGCUCAAAUUUUCUGCAUUUGCAUAUCGAAAAUAAUGAAUAUUGUAAAAGGAGUGAAUAAUAAGUAUAUUGAAAAACCUU
This is a messenger RNA of Dreissena polymorpha, 10453 nucleotides long. Its product is annotated as UPF0687 protein C20orf27 homolog. The transcript has 4 exons. The coding region runs from base 149 to 619 and encodes 156 amino acids. NCBI's taxonomy places the organism in Eukaryota, Metazoa, Mollusca, Bivalvia, Myida, Dreissenidae. The record is from RefSeq and is a predicted model, not a curated record.